AUGGCAUUUGCAAAUUUAGCUAAUAAAAAUUGUCAAGAAGCAAUCGCAUGUUUCAAAACUGUACUUGAGUUACAAUCAAAAUAUUUAUCACCUAAUGAUUCAAAUAUUGUACGAACAUAUAACAAUAUUGGUUCUAUUUAUCGUCAACUUAAUGAUUAUGAUGCUGCAUUAGAGACUUUUACACAAGUAACUGAUGUAGAAAAAUUUGUACAAAUGAAUUCUCUUGAAUAUGCAAAAACAUUAAAUAAUAUUGGAUUUAUAUAUUGUCAACAAGGAAAAUUAAUAAAUGCAUUACAUCAUUUUCAAAAGACAUUAGAAAUUCAAUUGACAUUCAAUGACAUACAACCGGAAGAAAUAGCUGGUACAUAUAAUAAUAUUGCAGGUAUUUAUCUAAGACAAAAUAAAUUUGAUUUGGCACUUGUCAAUGCUAAAAAAGUUUUUGAACAUUGUCCGAGAGUUCAUAAAUUACUUGCUGCGACAUAUGAUAUUUUAGCUGAAUUGUAUUCGAAACAGAAUCAAUUUGACCAAGCUAUUAAUGCGUAUUCGAAUAAGAUUGAAAUAAUGAAAAAAACGCAAUUUAUCAAUCCUCAAGAAUUAGCGAAGACGUAUAAUAACUUGGGAAUGAUUUAUAAUACCAUAUGCAAUUAUGACAUGGCUAUGAAAAAUUUUGAAAUGACGCUCACGAUAGAACAAGAAUUAUUUCCGUCGAAUCAUCCUACUUUUGCUAUAACAUAUAAUAAUAUUGCAAGUGUUUGUUUUGCUAAGGAAGAUUUUCGUAAAGCAUUAAAAUAUUAUAAUAAGGAGCUUGAAAUUCGUUUAUUAUCAUUGGAUUUGAAUUGUGCAGAUCUUAUGACAAACUAUCGAAAUCUUAGUGUAGUUUAUUUCAAAUUAAAUAAAUAUGCCGAUGCAUUCAAAAUGAGCGAAAUGGCACGGAAAACUCUUGUUGAAUAUAUACCACCGAAUGACAAUCAGUUAAUAUCAUUAUAUAAUGAUUUAGGAGAAAUGUAUUAUCUCAAUCAUAAAUAUGAUAUUGCAUUGGAUAAUUACAAACAAGCACUGAGAAUAGGAUUGAAAAUAUUGCCAGCUGAUAACGAGGAACUAAUAUCUGUUUAUAAAAAUAUCGAUGAACUUUAUUUUAUGAGCAGAAUUAUAAUUUCAACUGAUCAUUCAUCAGAAGAAAAUUGUUUUACAUCAUUAACAUAUAGUACUAUUGGAGCUAUAUUUAAUGAAAUGAAUAACUAUGACAAAGCAUUACUCUACUAUAAAAAUGCAUAUCAUGCCGAACUGAAAAUGGCUUCACCGGAUCUUGAUCACAUCGAAACAUACAAAAAUAAUAUGAAUGCAAUGAAAAAUAAAACAUCCUACUUUAGCAGAGAAAAAUUCAUUCAAUUAAUGUAUACAAUUUAUGAAUAUUUAUUCAAUGCUGGCUAG
Molecule: messenger RNA, 1431 nt
Organism: Rotaria sordida
Lineage: Eukaryota; Metazoa; Rotifera; Eurotatoria; Philodinida; Philodinidae
Source: the annotation of a GenBank genome assembly